UAAAGGUAAAGGUGGAUUGAUGACUAAGACAACGCAUGAUUUGCUCGUGACUAGAGCCGGCGCCGGACAUCGCCGGAACGAGCCGACUGGUGACGAUGGGACCGCUGUCGCUCGUAAGCCUGCUUGCUACAUACAUCAUGAGUGCCGUUAAAUCCCUUGCUACUUGCCUCUUCUGUAAAAUCAUCAAAGGCGAAAUCCCGAGUAUGAAGCUCGUGGAGACCGAGUUAUCAUACUCGUUCUUGGACAUCGGCCCUCUCUCCAGGGGACAUGCUCUCGUCAUCCCCAAAUACCACUCCCAUAAGAUGCACGAGCUUCCGGACGAGUACCUGGCCGAUGCCAUGCCGAUCGCGAAGAAGAUCGCACUUGCACAGGGCGCGGAGAACUACAACAUCUUGCAGAACAACGGACGGCUAGCACACCAGGAAGUCGACCACGUUCAUUUCCACGUCAUUCCCAAGCCCACUGCCGAAGAGGGUCUCGUUGUCGGAUGGCCCGCCAAGCCGUUGCCGAAGGAGGAGCUCAAGAAGAUCCAUGAUGAGCUCUUGUCCAAGCUCUGAGCUCAACGGCGCAUAGGUAGUACAGGGUGUUUGUAUCAACAAUAGUUCAAAGCUCGCGUGGUGAACCAACCACAUGCGGCGGAUGCCCCUCAGAAGUCGAUCUUUUCGACAAUUUCCUCGCCUUUGCCUUGGAUAUCAGCUAAAGAAGCGUAGCCUGAGAGACCCAGAGUCGCGUCUAGAUCGGCAAGAGUGUGGAGGAUGACCUGCUCGAUUCCCGCCUGACCUGCGACGAUCCCUCCGUAGAGCCAAGGGCGGCCGACUGUAGCUGUGAGCACCCAGCGCUAGCUAUCGGACACCGACUCACGAAGGACCGCCUGGGCACCCAGCGCCAAUGCCUUGAUGAUGUCUGAUCCAGUGCGGAUGCCGGAGUCGAAAAGAACAGUCAACGCGCCCGAAGUCUGAGCUUCCUUAACCUUCUGCGACUUCAUGAUCCGUUCCAGCGCAUAGAGAGAUGGGAGGGCGCCGUCCACCUGACGUCCACCUUGGGAUCAAUAGAAUGAGUGGGGAACGAGAAGCGGUAGGGGCUAUCCGCGUACCGUGAUUAGAAACAACGAUUCC
Messenger RNA from Mycena citricolor, 1115 nucleotides. Lineage: Eukaryota; Fungi; Basidiomycota; Agaricomycetes; Agaricales; Mycenaceae. The record is from the annotation of a GenBank genome assembly.